Cryptomeria japonica (Japanese cedar) is the source of this 1344-nucleotide messenger RNA. RefSeq lists its product as uncharacterized. The record is from RefSeq and is a predicted model, not a curated record. NCBI's taxonomy places the organism in Eukaryota, Viridiplantae, Streptophyta, Pinopsida, Cupressales, Cupressaceae. Gene Ontology annotation, molecular function: nucleic acid binding; zinc ion binding. The coding region runs from base 1 to 1344 and encodes 447 amino acids. The transcript has 3 exons.
AUGCCGGAACAGACAGAUCUAGUAUCAAAGCUGGGAACAUGGAAGCAACAUAUUGAAUAUGAAUCUAUUCCCUUUGCUUGCUUCCAUUAUAAAAAAGCAGGGCACUGGGCGAAGUCCUGUCCCAUCAAACCCAAGGCAGAAUCCAGGCAGCCUGAGCCCCAUUCUGAGAACCAAAGGGCACUAGAAAAAAUGGUAUGGCAAGUUAAAAACUUAGAAAGUAAAGAAGAAAACUCAAAUUGUUUUAAUCCCUUGGGAGAGAAGAAGGAAGUACCCUUAGUCUCUAUCUCCAGUCCUACAACCCAGGAAGCUCUGAGAAAUGAUUCAACCAUUGUCAACCUUCCGAUUACUUCUCAAACAAGGGAGCAGAAAGAUCAGACUAAUUACCCAAAUGAUAUAGUUGAAGUGGUGGUUGAUACUUGUGAAGGAAAUGAACUGCAAGAGAAAAAUGAUCAACCAGAGGAAGGAGAAAUCCCUGCAUCCCAAGAAGAAAAGACUGAUUCCUCUCUGCUCAUGUCUAGUCUUGAAAUUCAAGAAGCCCAAAAAUGUUCAAUUUUGGGCCUAAACCUCUCGGACUUAGAAUGGAGUUCAAAAUUAGCUAACAGUGAUUUAAAUGAUUCAAAUGCUUCUAGAACCCCUAAUUGGGGAAAUGAAGAAGAAAUUUGCAAAAUCCUAAGCAACCCGGUACAAAAAUCGACAAAGAAAGAACCUGAACAGAGUAUAGUUGAACCGACAGUCAGCAAGGCAGAAAGUAAGGAUGACAGUAAGGUUGAAAACAAAGUUGAAACACAAAGUGAGCAAAAGGAAGAAAUAGUGGAUAAAGAAAAGGUCAAUGAUGGAAGUAAGAUAGCUGAAAUAGCAUCGACAUGUAAGGUAGAUGAUAUUGUAGGCUCUAUUGGUAAGUUAGACACAUUGUCUAAAUUCAUUUCAUCUAAUAUUCAGUCGAUUGAUAAGAUUAAUCAGGAGACAAUUAGAGAAAGGGUAAAUAAGGAGAAGGUAGAUUUCUUUAAUAAAUCUAUUGAGGACUGUACAAGAAAUUUAGAUUCCUUAAUACUGGCACUAAAUUCAACAAUUUUGGAGUUUAAGGAACUGUAUAGAGAUGUUUGCAAGCCACACCAUUUGACUACUGAUAUUGAUGAUCAAAUUAAACAAACACAGAAGGAAAUUGAUGAUAUAGCAGACAACCUGAUUGGUUCUUCUAAACUCACUUCAAUUUUAGAUCAAGAAAUGAUAGUAUAUGAGGAGAAAAUAGAAAAUAUUGAAAAGGAGAAAGCUCGAUUAAGGUUAAAAGCCCGCGAGUUAAAGAAUAAACUUGGUCCUAGAUUGGACAAUUUGUUGACACACUAG